CGAAAUGGCUAAUAGCGCUGGCAAUAGUGGUUCAGUAUGGUUAUUUGUGAUUUUGUUUGACUUUUAUUUGUGAUUUUAUUACAAUUUAACUCAAUCGAGUAACUCAGAAUCAAUGUCUUGACUUCCCAAAGCUCUAUUAUUAAUUUUGGUAACAUCAAUUUAAUUUUCAUGAAAUAAUACAAUGUUGGUAUUCCAUUAUUUCUGAUGCAAGCCUAAAUUAUUCUCAGAUUAGGAUAUAUGGCGGGUUAUUCCCGGAGAAUUGUUUGUGUGAUGGAUCAUGAGGUAAUACGAUUAAUUCAAUUGAUGAUUAGUUUUACUUUUCAUCAAAUAUAUAAUUUAAAAAAUCUUUUGCAAUAUCGUCAACACUAGUAUUGUCUUCAAUAUAUGGAACCAACUAAAGAAAGAAAUCUUAAGUUUUAUAGCUAAGUUUUAUUAAAUAAGUGAAUAUUUGAAGCAUGUUUUGAACCUCAUUAAUAUUUAAAAUGUCAAACAUGCAGAAAAUCUUAACAGUGAUUGGAGUGUUAAUAUCAAUUCACCUUAGUACAGUUAUUUCAUUAAUGUCUUUAUCAUUUUCUCCAAUUGUUAUUAAUGGAGAAUACAAGACAGAAUAUCAACUUACCAUAAAUAAUACUGUUGAGUAUGUUUUCCUGUACCCUACUAAUAAUGUAACUGUUAUGGAAACUGCAAGAUUAGAAGUUGAAAGCAAUGCUACUACUGACGUCCCUCUUAUUGUGGUUGUACGUCAGAAAAAAGGAAUUCUAUCAUGGCAAAUUCCUCUUGUAGUAAAUAGUAUGUACUUUAAUGAUUUAGCUUAUAAUAAAACUGAUAGAACAUUGUGUUCACCCAAAUAUUAUCAGAGCGAAGCAGAAAAUCAAGAUGAAUUUCUUACUGUUAGUUUAUCUACUGGUAGUCAUGAAAAUAUUUUAUUUAAACUUAAUAUGACCAAAGUGUUACAUUUUUAUUUAAGUCCUGGAGAGAAAAGAUCAAUAGAAAUUUCUCCAUCUCAACCCAUUUAUUAUGGGUAUAUCUUUCCAGGACAAGAAGAAAGUUCUUCUGUAGUUGUUCAUGUUGAGUCUGAUAGUGAUAUUUGUAUGACAGUCUCAAUACAAAAUACAUCGUGUCCUGUAUUCGAUUUAGAAAGGAACAUUGAAUUUUCUGGUUAUUGGCAAACUGUAAAUCGACAAGGUGGUAUUACUGUGCCAAAAGAGGCAUAUCCAUUGGGUUUUUUUGUUGUGCUAGUAGUAAAAGGUGACGAUACUGACUGUUAUGGAGCACCUAGUAUGAUUCCUGUACGGAAUAAAAAAGUGACGUUAACAAUAAACACUAGUAUUACUAAACAAAAUUAUGUUAUUGCUUCGGCAACAGCGGUGUCUGUUAUUUUUACUUUCUGCAUUAUCUAUGUUAUAAGUAUAGUAGUGACGAAAAUCAAAGAAGGUAGAAAAAUUAAACAAGAAUUAUUACAUCAAGAAUCUGAGAGUAUUGCUGAACCUAUACCAAGUCCUUCAAUGAUAGAAGAGACCGGUCAGCAGUCAGUAUCUAUAGAUGAAGAUUCUUCAUUAGAUGAAGAUGAUAUUGAUUUAAUGGAAGAUGCUCUUUCCGAUAAAGAAGUGAUACGAACGAAACUUGUGCUUUCGGUUUGUGAUUUAGCUCGAAAAGAACCAAAAAUUCUUAGGCAUAAAUCACGGUUAUAUUUAUACUAUUUAAUAACAGUGGCCAUAUUUUAUACAUUACCAGUAGUGCAGCUGGUAAUAACUUACCAGCAUGUACUUCAUGUUACGGGAAAUCAAGAUAUGUGUUAUUAUAAUUUCUUAUGUGCUCAUCCAUUUGGAUUGCUAUCAGAUUUCAAUCACGUAUUUUCAAAUUUCGGAUAUAUAAUGUUAGGUUUGUUAUUUAUAUUCAUAACAUACUCACGAGAGCACAAUGAAUUGGAUCGAGAAAAAAACAAAUGUUACGGUAUACCGCAACAUUAUGGUUUAUUUUACGCAAUGGGUACUGCCCUUAUUAUGGAAGGAAUACUCUCAGGAAGUUAUCACGUGUGUCCAAAUCGAAGCAAUUUCCAAUUUGACACUAGUUUUAUGUAUAUUAUAGCGGUGCUUUGCAUGAUUAAGAUUUAUCAAACUCGACACCCGGAUAUAAAUGCUAGGGCACCAGUUACAUUUGGUAUCUUGGCGUUAAUCAUUUUUAUAGGAUUGCUUGGAGUUUUAAAUGGUUCCAUAUAUUUUUGGAUCUUGUUCACGAUCAUGCAUUUGCUAAUUUGUUUGUUUUUAACCAUCCAAAUCUAUUACAUGGGACGAUGGAGAUGCAGAGGUUCACUAACAAGAGCAAUACAGACCUGUAAAUAUGAUGCUCGUUCCGGAGUUAGGAACUUGUUUCGACCCUUAUAUCUAGCACGAUUUAUAAUGCUCGUUAUAGCAAAUUUAUGUAAUGUUGCUCUCGCAGUAGUAGGAAAUAUACGUCAUGAAAAAAAUUUCGCAACCUUCUUGUUAGCUAUAUUAAUGUCCAAUUUAAUUUUAUAUACCAUCUUCUAUAUCGUAAUGAAGAUUUGUAAUAAAGAAAGAAUCCUUCUUCAACCGCUAAUAUUUAUUAUUCUAUCAAUGGUCUUUUGGGCUGCAGCUUACUAUUUUUUUAUAAGCAAAACUAUCUCAUGGGCGUUAACACCAGCACAAUCCCGCAAUUAUAAUAGACCCUGCAAACUCCUAAAUUUUUUUGAUAAUCACGAUAUAUGGCAUUUUUUGUCUGCUUUCGCAAUGUUCUUCUCGUUCAUGGUAUUGCUUACUUUGGACGAUGAUCUAGUCGAUGUGCAUAGAAGUCAAAUACCAGUCUUUUGAGGGUAAUGACACGAAUGGAAAGGGUAUGCAUACCAUUUCAUUUCCAUUUUUUUUAUGUUUUUAUGACGAUAUGACUGUAUAUAAUAUACAUUUGAUCUUGAUAUUAACGAAUUAAAAAUAGUAUAAAAUAUAUAUGUAUAUAUAAAGAUCGUAUAGUAACUGUUUUAUAUUAAAUGCCUUAUUUCCGUUUAAACAAAUCCACAAAACUAUAUAUUAUUCCAUUAUUUCUUAUCAAACUGUCAUUUCUAAGGAUCGAAAAGUUUUGAUAUCUUGGGUAUCACGAGUGAAAAAAUAGUACUUAAUACUUUAAAACUUACCCAUCGAUUUCU
Molecule: messenger RNA, 3157 nt
Organism: Osmia bicornis bicornis
Lineage: Eukaryota; Metazoa; Arthropoda; Insecta; Hymenoptera; Megachilidae
Product: SID1 transmembrane family member 1-like
Exons: 9
Coding region: 483-2828 (781 amino acids)
Cellular component (GO): membrane
Source: RefSeq, a predicted model, not a curated record